Molecule: messenger RNA, 1575 nt
Organism: Sphenostylis stenocarpa
Lineage: Eukaryota; Viridiplantae; Streptophyta; Magnoliopsida; Fabales; Fabaceae
Source: the annotation of a GenBank genome assembly
AUGGAGUCACUCCAAACUGCUCUCUCUCCUCUGACAAUUGCAUUUCUAGUCCUCAUUCCGACCUUCCUCUUCCUCGUCCUCCACCGCUCCAGAAGCAAACAACGCAAAGAACCACCCACCAUCCCCGGCGCGUGGCCGAUCCUCGGACACCUCCCCCUCCUGGCGCGCUCCCCAGCCACCCACCACCUCCUGGGCUCCGUGGCUGACAGCCACGGCCCCCUCUUCACCAUCAAGCUUGGGACAGUCAAAACCUUAGUCAUCAGCAACUGGGAAACCGCCAAAGAGUGCUUCACCACAAACGAUGUCGCUGUGUCCUACCGCCCCAACCUCGUGGCCUGCGAAAACAUGACCUACAACUUCGCCAUGGUAGGGCUCGCUCCCUACGGCCAAUUUUGGCGCGACAUGCGCAAGAAAGUUGCCUCCGUGUUCCUCGCGGACUAUCGCCUCGACGCGUUCUCGGACGUGCGCGUUUCCGAGGUGAGAACCUCUGCCAAAGAGCUGUACCACAAGUGGACCCGUGGGAAAACGGAGAACGGGUUUUUCGAGGUGGAAAUGAAACAGUGGUUGAAGGAGGUUGCAUUCAACGUGGUGCUGAGGAUGAUCGCUGGGAAGAGGUACUUUGGAGAAACCGCGGUGGUUGAGGAGGAAGAAGCGCGGAGGUGUUUGGUGGCGUUAAAUGACUACAUGCGGCUGUUCGGGGUGUUCGCGGUGGCGGACGCGGUGCCGUGGCUCAGGUGGUUCGAUUUCGGAGGGCAUGAGAAGGCCAUGAAAGAAAAUUUCAAGGAGUUGGAUGUUGUGGUGGAAGGAUGGUUGGAAGAACACAAGAGGAAAAGGGGUUUGAAUGGUGAGAAAGGUGGGGAUUUCAUGGAUGUGAUGCUGUCGAUGAUCGAUGGAACCAACAUUCAUGGGUUUGAUUCUGAUACCAUCAUCAAAGCCACGUCAAUGGCAUUGAUUUUGGGAGGAACAGACACAAGCUCUGCUACUAACAUAUGGACACUGUCUUUGCUGCUGAACAAUCCUCUGGCAUUGGCAAAAGUAAAGGAAGAAAUUGACACUCACAUUGGGAAAGAGAGACUUGUAACUGAGUCUGACAUAACCAAGUUGGUGUACCUUCAUGCAGUUGUUAAGGAGUCACUGAGGCUAUAUCCACCCACUCCUCUUUCUGCCCCUCGUGAAUUCAGAGAAGAUUGCAUGUUUGGAGAGUACCAUGUGAAGAAAGGAACUCGUCUAAUCACAAACUUGUGGAAGAUCCAAACAGACCCUAGUAUUUGGCCAGAGCCCUUGGAGUUCAAGCCAGAAAGGUUCCUCACUACACACAAAGAUGUGGAUGUUAAGGGAAAACACUUUGAGCUCAUACCUUUUGGAAGUGGUAGGAGGAUAUGCCCUGGAAUAUCCUUUGCCCUUAGAACUUCUCAUUUGACUUUGGCAAACUUUCUUCACUGCUUUGAUGUCUCAAAAACUUCAAGUGAACCUCUAGACAUGACUUCAGUGGUAGAAUUGACCAAUGUUAAAGUUGCUCCCAUUGAAGUUCUCAUCAAACCUCGUUUGGCUCAUAGUCUUUAUGAAAGCAUGUGA